Trichosurus vulpecula (common brushtail) is the source of this 474-nucleotide messenger RNA. RefSeq names its product 60S ribosomal protein L35a-like. Lineage: Eukaryota; Metazoa; Chordata; Mammalia; Diprotodontia; Phalangeridae. Bases 1 to 474 code for a protein of 157 amino acids. The transcript has 2 exons. Gene Ontology annotation, biological process: cytoplasmic translation; ribosomal large subunit biogenesis. The record is from RefSeq and is a predicted model, not a curated record. Gene Ontology annotation, molecular function: structural constituent of ribosome. Gene Ontology annotation, cellular component: cytosolic large ribosomal subunit; ribosome.
AUGGAGGGGCGCGUGUGCGAGAGUGUGGUUGUGGUGCUGUAUGGGGAUGCGUGCGAGCUUGAUUCGCCUUCAGGGGCUGGGGACAAACCUGGGAAUCAUCAGGGGGAGACCCUAAGUGUUGGCGACUUCUGGAACAGCAAAACGUCUGGAAGACUGUGGUCCAAGGCCAUUUUUGCCGGCUACAAACGAGGCCUACAAAACCAGAGGGAACAUACAGCUCUUCUGAAAAUUGAAGGAGUCUAUGCUUGGGAUGAAACUGAAUUCUAUUUGGGCAAGAGAUGUGCUUAUGUAUACAAAGCCAAAAAAAACACAGUGACUCCUGGUGGGAAACCAAACAGAACAAGAAUUAUCUGGGGAAAAGUUACUCGGGCUUAUGGAAAUAGUGGAAUGGUUCGGGCCAAAUUCAGAAGCAAUCUUCCUGCCAAGGCCAUUGGACACAGGAUCCGAGUGAUGAUCUAUCCCUCAAGAAUCUAG